GUUUUAUUAGUUAAUAUCUAAAUUUAAUCAAAUUUUUCAAUAAUGUAAUUCGUUAAAAUUUUGACAUAAAUCUGUAACUGUAACUAUGUAUAUAUCUGCGCAGUAGGGAUGUUGAUCUUUGAAGACGGAUUCACAUGUCCGCUUUCUGUCGCCCGAUGUGUGCGACUCUUGUUCCAUUGCGAUCAUUGCCCGUUCUGCGGUAGGCAGUAGAAGCUGUUUCUAGCUCGCCACAAAUCAGCGCAAGAGCAUUUACAAAACAGCGCUCCAAGUGACUUUACGAGGUACUACACAUUUGAAAUUGAUGUUUAAAUUGUAACGAAUAAUUUGCAUCAUUUUACAUAGUAGUCUGAUUGCAACGAAAAUCAGCAUUAUUUAAAUAAUAAUAAAGAUGAACGAUACACGGAGUGGAAGAAAGGAAAAAUGUCAGCAGAUACAAGUAUUCGUUCGUGUUAGACCUAUCAACAAUUUUGAGGAAAAUAAUAAAUCUACAUCCAUAUUAGAAGUUCCAAAUAAUAAGGAAAUAAUAGUACAUGAACGUCCAAAUGACAAAGUUUCUAAAAAAUUUAAGUUUAAUAAUGUAUUUGAUCCUUUGUCAAAACAGAUCGAUGUAUAUAAUGUCGUUGUUAGUCCAUUAUUGGAACAAGUUUUGGCUGGAUAUAAUUGUACAGUAUUUGCAUAUGGUCAAACUGGUACAGGGAAGACAUACACAAUGGAAGGAAUUAACAAUGAUCGAACAUUAUAUUGGCACAGUGACUCGUCUGCUGGCAUGAUACCACGUUCUUUAAGUCACUUAUUUGACAAAUUGCAACUAUUGGAAGCACAGGAAUAUACAAUUAGAGUUAGUUUUCUUGAACUCUAUAAUGAAGAUAUAUUUGAUCUUUUAUCAUCUAGUAACGAUGCAUGUAAAUUGAGGCUAUAUGAAGAUGCAUCAAAAAAAGGUGCAGUAAUCAUACAUGGAUUAGAAGAAGUAACAAUACACAAUGCAAGUGAAGUUUAUAAAAUUAUUAAGAAAGGGUCGGACAGAAGGCAAACAGCUGCAACAUUGAUGAAUACUCAAUCUAGCCGGUCCCAUACUAUAUUCUCAAUUACUAUACAUAUGAAAGAAAGUACUGGUAAUACGGAUGGUGAAGAGAUUCUGAAAAUGGGGAAAUUAAAUUUAGUGGAUCUGGCUGGUAGUGAAAAUAUUGGAAGAUCUGGCUCUGUUGAUAGGAGAGCAAGAGAAGCUGGUAAUAUUAACCAGUCUUUACUAACUCUUGGCAGAGUUAUAACAGCUCUUGUUGAAAAAGCACCUCAUAUACCUUACCGGGAAUCUAAACUUACAAGAUUACUGCAGGAAUCAUUAGGUGGUCGGACAAAAACGUCAAUUAUCGCAACAGUAUCCCCUGCUAGCAUUAACCUUGAGGAAACAUUAUCAACGCUAGAUUAUGCACAUCGUGCAAAAAAUAUCACAAAUCGUCCGGAAAUAAAUCAGAAACUUUCGAAACGAGAAUUUUUGAAACAAUAUACAGAAGAAAUUGAAAAGCUUCGAAGAGAUUUAUUAGCUUCACGUGAUAGAAACGGUGUUUAUCUUGCAGAUGAUAAUUAUAGAGAAAUGGAAACACUAAUUUCACGACAGACUAAGCAAAUAGAAGAAAAAAUUAAUCAUAUAAAAGCGCUUGAGAAAAUUAUGCAAGACAAGGAGAAAAUAUUUAAUGAACUUGAAUUGCAAAAUAUUGCCCAGACAAAAGAAUUAGACGAAGUUAAGACUAAAUUAUAUAAUUUCUCUGAAGCUUUACAGUCGUCAAAUUAUCGAUUAAAAUUAACAACGCAGGAACGAGAUGAGCAUAAAUAUUUAGUAGAGAGACAUAUGAAUACAGAAAAGUCUUUAUUGGAUCAGGCUCAGACUUUGCUAAAUGUUGCAGAUACAGCAAUAACAGAUUCAUAUAAAUUACACGAUAAAAUUGACAGGAAAAGUAAAACAGAACAAAAAUUUGAAGACCUUGGUAGAACCGUGAAAAGUAAUGUUUGUGAGUGUUUGCAAAAUAUAGAAAAAGAUAUAUCUACAUAUGGUGAAAAAUUAAAGACAUUUUUUCCAGCAAUGAAAAAUGACAUCGAAACCUCUAUCAAAUGUAACGGUAUUGACACGAUAAUACAUCGAAACGCGACGAGCAAUUCGAAUCAAUCAGAUACUACUAAUUUAACAAAAAAUAUAAAUGAAUUUCAUUUAGAGUAUCAGAAUUGGAUACAAAAUGAAGUAAGAAAUGUGGUUGGCACAGUGGAAUCUGAACACGAAUUAAUGAGUGUUGUUUCUCUGCAAUUGGCUGAAAGCAUCAACAGUAUGAUAGAAAAUGAAAUAGCUAAAAACCUGGAAAUCAUAAGGAAUAAUGUAUCUGAAAAAUUAAAACAAACUUCGACUCUUCUAAAAGAAAUGAUAGAUGCUUCUUGUAAUUAUGAAUUAGAAAUUAAUGAUCGUAUGUGCCAAAGUGUCAAAAGUAUUAUGGAAGCUGUUGAAGUACUUCGUAAAAAACAAGAAUUUAGUGAAAAACAACAGUUAUUUACUAAAAUGAUGGGAAAUCUAUUUUCACAGUCUAACGAAUUACAUGAAAGUCAAGGAAAGCAUUAUUCUGCUACAAUUGACAAAUGUGAUUAUGUUAGCAAAAUUUGUAAUGAAGCUAAUGUUCAAGCAACAAAUAGUUCUAAUAUAAAUGUUAAAAUGAGAAAUGAUUUAAAAGAUUAUAUACAAAGUGAUAUAGAGAAAAUAGAAAAUAACGUUAUUGUUACAACAAGACAGAAUGAAGAAAUUGCAAAUGAGAUUACAAAGCAAGGAAAGGAUUUAAUAAACGAAUUAAAGUCAAAUAUAAAUGAAAAUUGUAAUAUGUUGAAGCAGUAUACAAGUGAUAUGGAAUGCAAUAUUAAGGAAGAACAACUGAAAAUGGAUGCAGAUAAGAAUAUAUCCCUUUCAUUAAUCAAUGACGCGCGUGAAGUAAUUUCAGAUAUAAGUAAAAACCAUGCAAGAUUCGUGAAAGAUAUAAAGGAAAAUACUGGAUAUGUGUCUCAAAACGUAUCUGCCCAAUUAGAAAACCAAAUAAGAGAAUCAAGUGCACGGAAUGAUAAUAUUAUUGAACAGUUACAAAUAACAGUUGGUGAAAUUAACAAAUUUUUUGAUGAAGAUUUGCAACGUGAUGUCGCAACAGGAUUAACUCCAGCAAGGAAAAACUUUUCCUAUCCUCGUCAAUUUAAGGUAACAUCUCCGCAUGAACAAAUUCUUAAAAAGUUUAGAGAAAGCAGGAAAUUCCUUGAAACAACAGAUGAUGAUUCUAUACAAGAUGACACAAUUAUCAGUGGUGAAAUAAUGAAGGGCAUUGCAAAUUCAACUGCAUUAUCUGACAUUACACUCAUAUCUUCUGCAAUUGAUAAUAUAACAUUUGAUACUUCUAUUUCAAGUAGUAAAUUUGUGGAUUCUCAUACUGAAAAUAUUACACAAAUGCUAGAUGUAUCUUCAAAGUUGAUACAAUCCCAUACUCAAUCUGAAUCUGUAAUAUACAGGAAGAAUGAAAACAAGGAAAAUAAUAACUAAUAUACAACAAUCAGAAUGAUGAAACAAAAAGUGAAGCUGAUAGAAAUAUUUACAGUAUAGAAUUUUUUCUACUUAUCUUUAUAACAUCUGUCCAA
Bombus pyrosoma is the source of this 3651-nucleotide messenger RNA. RefSeq names its product kinesin-like protein Klp61F. Lineage: Eukaryota; Metazoa; Arthropoda; Insecta; Hymenoptera; Apidae. The transcript has 18 exons. The record is from RefSeq and is a predicted model, not a curated record. Gene Ontology annotation, cellular component: nucleus; spindle microtubule. Gene Ontology annotation, molecular function: plus-end-directed microtubule motor activity; microtubule binding; ATP binding. Gene Ontology annotation, biological process: microtubule-based movement; mitotic spindle assembly. The coding region runs from base 389 to 3556 and encodes 1055 amino acids.